AUGGCAAUCUCUAAAGGAGUUAAAGUUCCUUGUAAUUUUUGCUUGUUGGAAGAACUUGAAGAAGGACAAAAAGGAGUAGGCAAUGGUACUGUCAGCUGGGGCCUUGAAGAUGAUGAAGAUAUGACACUUACAAGAUGGACAGGCAUGAUUAUUGGGCCAUCAAGGAUAAAUUACGAAAAAAAAAGAAUAUAUAGCCUGAAAGUAGAAUGUGGACCUAAAUACCUAGAAGCUCCUCCAUCAGUUAGAUUUGCAACAAAAAUUAAUAUGAAUGGAAUAAAUAAUUCCAGUGGAAUGGUGGAUGCACAUAGCAUACCAGUGUUAGCAAAAUGGCAAAAUUCAUUCAGCAUUAAAGCUGUACUUCAAGGGCUAAAAUGUUUAAUGAUGUCCAAAGAAAACAUGAAGCUUCCACAGCCACCAGAAGGACAAAAAUACAAUAAAUAA
This is a messenger RNA of Choloepus didactylus (southern two-toed sloth), 441 nucleotides long. RefSeq names its product ubiquitin-conjugating enzyme E2 variant 2-like. Lineage: Eukaryota; Metazoa; Chordata; Mammalia; Pilosa; Megalonychidae. The transcript has a single exon. The record is from RefSeq and is a predicted model, not a curated record. Gene Ontology annotation, biological process: DNA damage tolerance; protein K63-linked ubiquitination. Bases 1 to 441 code for a protein of 146 amino acids. Gene Ontology annotation, cellular component: nucleus.